Seriola dumerili (greater amberjack) is the source of this 2679-nucleotide messenger RNA. RefSeq names its product phospholipid scramblase 1-like. NCBI's taxonomy places the organism in Eukaryota, Metazoa, Chordata, Actinopteri, Carangiformes, Carangidae. The record is from RefSeq and is a predicted model, not a curated record. Gene Ontology annotation, cellular component: plasma membrane. The transcript has 7 exons. Gene Ontology annotation, molecular function: phospholipid scramblase activity. The coding region runs from base 66 to 752 and encodes 228 amino acids. Gene Ontology annotation, biological process: plasma membrane phospholipid scrambling.
UCCGGAGUGGCCUGUUAUUAUUUUAUGUAGCAGGUGAAAUAUCGGUCUCCCUCCAGUCUGACAAAAUGAAUAUGUAUGCUGUGCCCAGCCCGGGAAUACCCGGCUGUCCACCAGGACUAGAAUACCUGACUCAAGUGGAUCAGCUGCUCAUCAAACAAAAAGUUGAGGUUGUUGAAGCCCUUGUUGGUUUCGAAAGCAACAACAAGUAUGAAGUCCGUAACGUCAUGGGUCAGAAUGUGUUCUACGCUGUCGAGGAGAACGACUGCCUGAGUCGACAGUGCUGUGGUCCCAUGCGCUCCUUCACCAUCCACGUCCUCGACAAUUUCGGACAAGAGAUCAUCACCGUCACCAGACCACUUAAGUGCAUGUCUUGCUUCUUCCCUUGCUGUUUGCAAGAGCUGGAGGUGCAGGCUCCCCCCGGUAACACAGUGGGGUACGUUGUGCAGCAGUGGCACCCAUUCUCCCCUAAAUUCAUCGUUGCAAACGAACACUGUGAGCCUGUACUGAAGAUCCAUGGGCCCUUCUGUGGGUGGAGCUGCCUUCCAGAUGUUGACUUUGAGAUUUUGACACUGGACGAAGUCAGCAAGAUUGGGAAAAUCAGUAAGCAAUGGACCGGACUUCUGCGGGAAGCGUUCACAGAUUCAGACAACUUUGGUAUCCAGUUCCCCAUGGAUCUGGAUGUGAGAAUGAAGGCUGUAAUGAUCGGUGCAUGUUUCCUCAUUGAUUUCAUGUUCUUUGAGAGUACUAACUAGGAGCCGAAAUGGAUUUCCAUGAAAGCAUUCAACAUUCCUGGAAGAACAAGGCCACAAAGCCACAAUGAUCAGUCCAAAAAGCCCUAACACAGAACAACCUUCAAACGGAUAGUUUAAAGAAAGUACCAGGAGUUACCUAAGUGUUAUAAUUUUGCAUGAACAAUGAAAUAGAAGGUUUGUUUUAGUCUUAGCUGCUCAGGUUGGUUGUUAAAACAUGGGCUGUGAGUGUCUUUUCUUACUACUAAAAAAAAACUUGAAUAGAAUGAUAACAUUCAUAUACAAGUGACUGAAGAGGAAACACUAUUACAGACAAGUGCUAUUAUUCAGUUUGUGAAAGAAGGAUUACUGUCAUUAUAGUUUGGAUGCAAAGACGGUCAACCUUGUGUAGUUUGGUCGUAUUAAUAGUCAAGAUGUUAAUUUAUAGAGAAAACUAUGUUUUUAGCUAUAUUGUGUGAGACCUGAAGGACUCAUGUAAUAUAGUAGAUUGUAGUCUAGAUAUUCAACUCCCUUAUUUAUUUAUUUAUUUUGUCUGUUUAGCACUUUGUCAACAUAGAGCAACGUGUGCGCGCACAGCUUUGUGUAUGUGUAUGUGUGCUAUGAGUGUACUUCUGUGUGUAAACGGAAACAUAAAGUAUCACAGGAUACAAAGUAUAUUUACAAUGCCAUAAUAAUUAUGCAUUGUCAACUAAGUAGGUUUUUUUUUUAUUUGGGAAUGGACAGGUUACAGCUGUGUGCUGUACCAGUCUUGUCCACAAGAGGGAGCUAGCUUGUUGUGUAAGAAUAACCCAACACAGCCUAAAUGAACAAACUCAAUACUUGCUUAUGCCAUAGGUUUUUAUUCAAAUAUCAGUGUCUGAUGACAUGGUUUAUUUUUGGACAAACUCAGGUUGAAAUGCAUGCUACUGUAAUAUAGUGUUGGCUGCUGCUGGCUACAGGAAUUACGCAUCUGCGCCUAAUACUAUCAAUGUUUGAGAGGAGGUUUUAUACAUUAAAUCAUCUAAAUAUACAUGUCAUAUGUCAGAUUUGCUUGAAUAUCCUGCUAUCAACUUUAAUUUUGAUCUUUUCCACUGUUACAUUACACAUGUGACAGCUCUGCACAUAUCAAAAAGUCAGAUAAAACCUUCCAUCAAAUGGCCAUUGAUACUGCAGUGCACCCUGCAUCAUUGUAAAAUUGAUUUAAAGAGAAUGGCAAUCUGAUCAUUGUAGCAAAGAUAUUAUUUAUGUGCUACAUAAACAUUAAGGCCAUUAACAUUUUUUUGUAGCAUGAUAAAGUUUUCUCCACAUGAGACUCUGGAAAACUGCUAAAAACACCCAUCUUAAGUCAUUUUAACAGGUAUCAAGCAUAAAGGCUUUUAUUUUUGUAUAGAGUAUUAUAAACUGACAGCUGGGAGACCUGGCUAAGAGAUUUUCUUGUGUUGCCAGUGUUAUUUUUCGGCCUUCAAUGUAAUGACACUUGUUUGUACAAUUACAAGUGUAUUUGUCUUUCAGAGCAGCAUUUUUUAAGAUCAAUUUUUAAGACAAACAACAUGAUUAAGUACUUAAGAUGGAUGUUUUUGCAGUCUGUUCUGAUUUCAUGGAUUAAGUUGUUGAGAAAAUACUCAAUUUAUGUACAUUUUAAUUAUAUUCUUGCCAUUAACUAGCCUGAUCAUUUGGCAUGUCAUGUUGAGUAGAAUGCAUCAAUAGUAUAAGAUUGCUGCUACUACAUCCUCUGAAGCCUCUUUGAUUGUGUUUAAAAGCCAAAAAUUUAAGUCAGAAUGUGAUACAAAGGGAAUUCAGCUAUUUCUAGUCAGUCAUAUGAGAAACAGUUAAAAUACUUAUUCUUCUACUUUUGCACUAAUACUGUGAACUGAUUAACCAUUUAGUCAUGCAAUGAAUGCAACCUAACUCUGUGAGCUAAGCUUAAAUUGUGCAAACAGUCAAUGGAAAC